Hemicordylus capensis (graceful crag lizard) is the source of this 7478-nucleotide messenger RNA. RefSeq names its product insulin receptor substrate 4 (gene IRS4). Gene Ontology annotation, cellular component: cytosol; plasma membrane. Bases 893 to 4462 code for a protein of 1189 amino acids. The transcript is spliced from 2 exons. The record is from RefSeq and is a predicted model, not a curated record. Lineage: Eukaryota; Metazoa; Chordata; Lepidosauria; Squamata; Cordylidae. Gene Ontology annotation, biological process: insulin receptor signaling pathway. Gene Ontology annotation, molecular function: phosphatidylinositol 3-kinase binding; insulin receptor binding.
GACGGGGGGGGCGGAGGCGGGAUGGAAAACAUGUCGAGGGGAAUGAAAACACCCCAACCUGUCUUACCGCACUGAUUGGCCAGCAGAUAGGCCCCGCGAGCGCCGAUUGGCAAGCCGGCCUGCUGCUCAUAGCCAUUCCCCGUCCUUUCUCUGUAUGCGUGUGCCUUCUCCCACCCACCGCUUUACUCACUCACGCACGUACGGAAGGCUCCCGCCUCGGCCUCGCGUAUCUCUUUGUGUGUGAGGUUGUGAUUGGACGGCGACCAAGCCCCUCCCCCCCGCUCACCCCCCCUCCUCUCACACACACAGACGACGUCCCGCUCCCCGUCGAGAAGUUUUAAUUACCUCCGCGGCGCAUUGGUUGAGCCCGCCGCCUGUCCGGCGGAGGGAAGCGCAGAGGGCCCGCCCCUCUAGCCCGGGACGGCCGCGGAUUGGGCCACCUGGGCAGCGGCCUUCUCCUCCCAUUGGCCGGCGGGCUCCUCCAUUCUCAGAACUUUGCUCUUCGCGCACCGCCCCACGCUCCCCCUCCUCCCCGCCCGCAGGGUCACGUGAUGUUUUCGCCGUGGUGCCGCCGCGGCUGCCUGUGUGAGUGAGGGAGAGCGAGCCAGGCAGAGGAGGCGGCGGCAGAGAGCGAGGGCUCGGCGCGUCCGGACCGCCCGUCUGUCUGUCUGUCUGCGCGUCGCUCCCUCGUUCGGUCUGGGCUGCGUCUGGAGCCCGUUGGACAGCCCGGCUCCCCCCUACAGAGAAGUCCCGGCAGCGGCGGCGGCGCGGAGAACCCUGCGGCCACUCAUGUCCAGCCGGGCCUGGGAGCCGCUUCGCCUGUGAGGGCGGCUUCGGCACCCCCCGCCGGCCCCACGCAGCGCCUCGGACCCUGCUCCGGCAGCCCCUCAAGAUGGCGAGCGAGAUGCUUGGCCCCAGCGGCGGGGAAGGCGGCUGCCUUGUUUUGGAGGGAAAGGACGAGGCUGCGGGCGGCGCAGGGGGCUCCAGCCAGGGGGCCAGUGCCAGCAAGCUGGGGGCCCCUGCCCUCGCCGAGGAGGACCCGGAGCUGGUGGAGAGCGCCCCCUGCCCGCCCCCUGCUCACCACUUGAUGCUCCUGCUGAGGAGGUCCCCUAGCACCUCCCUCUGCCUGGUGCAAGAAGAAGAUGCCCUCCUUCCUGGGGGCAGCCCUGCUGCCGCUGCCACCACCACGGCUGCUGGGCGAGGCGGCCCCAGCUCGGUAGGGCGAGGUGGGCCCCCAGGGCCCUCCCCCCGGGGAGCGCCCACCCUACCGGGGAGUACAGCCAUGGGGGAUGAUGUGAAGAAGUGUGGCUACCUAAGGAAGCAGAAGCAUGGCCACAAGCGCUACUUUGUGCUGCGGGAGGAGAGUCACCUGGCCCCGGCCAGGCUGGAGUACUAUGACAGUGAGAAGAAAUUCAAGAGCAGCUUGAGGGCGACGGCGACUGGUGGGAAUGUUGCUCUCUGCUGCCCCCCUCCCAAGCGGGUCAUCCCCCUCUACCAGUGCUUCACGGUCAGCCGGAGAGCAGAUGCCAAGCACAAGCACAUCAUCGCUCUGUAUACCAAGGAUGAGUAUUUUGCCAUGGUUGCCGAGAACGAGGCUGAGCAGGAGAGCUGGUACCAGGCAAUCACUGAGCUCAUGAGUCAAAGCAAGAGGGGGUUCUUGGAGCAGGACGACCAGGCUGAUCAACAACUGGAUGACGAUGACGAGCAUUAUGGGGCUGCUCUUCGGCCCGGGACUGUGUUCAAGGAAGUUUGGCAGGUCAAUGUAAAGCCCAAGGGACUGGGGCAGACCAAGAAUUUGACUGGGGUGUAUAGGUUGUGCCUCUCUAGCAAGGCAAUCCAUCUUGUCAAACUGAAUACUGAGGUUCCCUCUGUCCACUUACAGUUAAUGAACAUCCGCCGAUGUGGGCACUCAGAAAACUUCUUUUUCAUUGAGGUGGGCAGGUCUGCUUCCAUUGGUCCAGGUGAGCUGUGGAUGCAAGUUGAUGAUUCAGUGGUUGCCCAGAACAUGCAUGAAACCUUUCUAGAAACCAUGAAAGCUUUGAAAGCCUUCUCUGAGUUCAGACCUCGCAGCAAGAGCCAGUCUUCUAGUGGCGGUGGUAGCAGCACCAACCCAAUUUCCUUCAUCACUACCAGAAGGCACCUAGGAAACCUACCACCUAGUCAGACUGGCUUACAGAGAAGAUCCAGAACUGAAAGUGUUACUGGGGGGACCCCACCAACCUCCAAGAGUAGUAGUGCUUAUCGCUUCAGAACUUCUAGUGAAGGGGAGGGAACAAUGACCAGACCUUUUAGGUCAGUGACUGGAAGCCUGAUUCAUCUGAAUACUGCAAGGAUGAAUUUGGGGCGACAAGAAGGGAGUGGGCGAUACGUUAGAGCAGCGUUUAGCUCUUCUUAUCACACCAGGUCUGCCUCUCUGCCAGUAUCUCAUUUCCCUUCCACUACUAGCCCCAUCAGUGUUUCUUCAAGUAGUGGCCAUGGAUCUGCUUCAGAUACUCUUGUAAGGCCUUCUAGUUCAUCGGUCUGUGGGUCCCCAAGCGAUGGUGGCUUUAUAUCUUCCGAUGAAUAUGGUUCUAGCCCUGGAGACUUCAGGUACUUUCGUGUGAGAAGUAACACCCCAGAUUCCUUGGGCAAUACACCACCAAUCAGAGAGGAAAAUUGUUUGAAUGAAUACAUGUCUAUGAGCAAACAGCAAAUGGAUCAUAAUAGUUCAAGAGAUGAUUACCGGGAGGCUGAAAAAUGUUUCAGAAAAAGAACUUACUCUUUAACUAAACCUGCUUCUGGACCAGCACAGCAGAAAACAACCCAAACUGCAGCUGCUUUAGAUGAGUAUUCUGCAGGAAGCCACGGACACUUGCCUUGUUCUGAAUCGCCAAAAUUUAAAGAUAACCCUGAACCUGAAUAUGCAGAGGCUGCUCUUGAUUCUGUAUGUAAUCAAAGCAGGAACAAAGGUAGAGAUGAUGGAUACAUGCCAAUGAUGCCAGGAGUUGCAUCCUCUCUUUCAAACAAUGAUGAUUAUCUGCCAAUGACUCCUAAAAAUGUGUCUGUUCCAAAACAGAUAAACAGCUCUUGGUCGUCAUCUCAGGCUGACUCCAGAGGAUAUAUGAUGAUGUUUCCUAGGGCUGUCUCUUCACCUGUACGAAGUCCUUUAACUGGAUUUAAUUCUAGAAGUGGAAAUGAAAAAUUGGCCAAUAAUGAAUAUAUGGAUAUGUCACCUGGAAAUUCAUCUGCUCCAAAGCCACCCGGUGAUUCAAAUUAUAUGCAUACCAAUACUGGUUCCAAAAAUUUUGGCUCAUACUUUUCUCUCCCCCGAAGUUUUAAGACUCUGACAGGGCAAAAUGGUGAACACAAUGAAUAUGUUCCAAUGUCAUCACCUGGAAAACUACUAUAUGGUGAAUCUGAGAAUGGUAAAAAUGUCAGCAAUGAAGUUUUGGCCAAUGGCCUCUCCAAGACAUCUCUUCUAAAAGCUUCAGAUGAAGGCCUUUCACAGAACAGGGUUACGAGGCCAACAAGGCUUCCACUAGGUACCAGAGGUAGCAACACUAUCCCAAGAAUGUAUGAUCGUACAAUUCCACUUGAGCCAUCUAGCCCUGGUGAAUAUAUAAAUAUUGAUUUCGGUGAAAAAGCAAGUAAUACACCAUAUUCUUUAUCUGCAGAGGGAUCACCCUCCUCUCUUGGCUCUAGCAGUGACCAUAGGCAGUCGCCACUUUCUGACUACAUGAGUGUUGAUCUUGAUGUUCAGUCACCGAAAGCAGCAAAAGAUCUAUCCAACUCUUUAACAGAUAUUUCUAUUUAUUCAAGUUCGAGUAUCCCAAGAAACCCACCUGAUGCUGAUUAUGCCAGACUCUCAUUUCGUACGGCUUGUGUGAGCACAGCAAGUGGUAGGAUUGAUGACUACACUGAGAUGACCUUCAACAUGGCAGCAACACCACCUGGACCCUUUAGCACAGAAAGCAAAAAUGGCGUAAAGAUUGAUAGUCCUCCUUCCAUAGUAAAUCGGCUCUGCAUUGUUGACCAAUAUGCGGGUAGCAGUGACUUCUCUGUUCCUAGUCCUGAUCCUCCAGUAGUACCUAAAGUUAUUCGUGCUGACCCACAAGGAAGGAGGCGGCAUAGCUCUGAAACAUUUUCUUCUGCUGGCACUGUUACCACCUCCUCCUCCUUCUUUACUGACAGUAGUAAACGGCACAGCUCUGCCUCUUUUGAUAAUGUGUGGCUGAAACCCGAAGAACACAUUUCAGAUGGCCAUGAAAGCAAGAUGUCCAGAGAUACUUCAACUGGAUUUCAAAAUGGCUUAAACUAUAUAGCUCUUAAUUUACGAGAGAAUUCUCUAAACUGUGAGGAAAGCCCUAGUACACCGAACUGCCACCUCCCAAAUGGUACUUUGAAUCUGGAAAGCGGAGUGUAUGUAAGCAUAGACUUUAGCAGAUCUGAUGGUUUGAAGUGCAACUCUGCAACAAAAGACUGAUGGCAUUACCAUGGAAACCAUUGUGAGAAGAGCAGGGUUCCCAGCUGGUAUCUCCAUAACUGUGUGGUGCUUUUGGAAGCAGAGCCCAUCUCCAGUCAACUCUGUUCACUUCCACCAACACAGACAUGGACAUGCAUCAUUGGAAUGACUUUUCAUUGAGUGGCUGUUGAGUCUACAGUUGUGCUAAUCUGAAUGAACAUUUGUCAUAGAUGAGCCUUGAUGACGAAGGUCCCCCCUCCCCCCCCCCCGGCAUCUCUGUCUGGGAGACAAUGUGAAUGCUGGAGUGGAAUGACAACUUUCCAUGCUAAUUCUCCCCUUUCCCCAUCAAUUUCUGUUUUGAGAAGUCAAAGUUGGUGUCUGAGAAUCUGCCUAAUAUGGUUUUUGCUUUUCUAGUACUUGAAGUGAUAGCUUAAAUGUUAUAAAUGGCUUAGAAUUCUUUGGGCAGUUCAACAACCCAUUUUGAGGGGUUGGGAAGAACAGGCGGAGGCUGGGAUUCUGUGAUCCUAGGCAUACAUUCACAAGUCCUCAUUGAAAUCUAUGGGUAAUUUUUUUUUAAGUACUAGAGCCUGCAGCUAAUGAUUUGGAUGGUAAAUUCCAGCUUGUACAACCUUCUCCAUCCCUGCUAGCUACAAAGCAAUGAGAGAUUUUCUCUCUCCUGUGUAUCUCUUACUCCCCACCCUGGCCUGGUCUCUUUCUCUCACAUGGACCUCAAGAGAGUCUUACUCAUUUACUGUUGCCUACUUUGCACUCUGGGGGUGGGGAACACCCCCACUCCUCUCUUCACCCACCCCAGCAGUCACAUCUGUCUUGGCAAAGAAGCUGUUUGUUUGCUCUGGAAGCAACCACUUUGCCAGAACGCAAACUGCUUCUUUGCAAAGAUACCUCUGACUGUUGAGGACCUAGGUUGUUUGUUGAGGGGUGGAGGGGAGUCUGCUGUGUUGUUUUCCCUCCUGGAGAUAACAUGAGAAGUCAAAGGUCAUUAUCCUGUGCAUAAAUACAUAGGAGUAAGCAGAACUGUGCUAAGUAGGAUUUGCUUCCAUGCAAACAUGCGUUGGAUUGGGCUGUAACUAAGAUACACAGACGUACACUCUCUCACACACAUACUGUCUAGCUCCUUCUCCUAGGUUGAUGCAUGUGCUGUUCAUGGCGAGGCUUCACAGCCGCAUGUGCAAUACACUAUAGAGGGGAGAGAAGUGGUACUUAAGUGAGAUCUCUCUUCUUUUGUUCUGUUUAAUUUUACUUUAUGGUACAAGAGGUUUGUGGAACCUGUAACUUUUUUAAAAAACUAUUUCUACGUCCUCUUUAAAUUGAAGAUUAUUGCUGGAAAUAUCUUUGAAUGUAAAGGUAGAACUGAAGAUUGGUUGUAUCUGAUUAUAGAUGAAUUUUCUCUUACAUCUCCCUGUAUAGUUAUUUCUGUUUAAUUAUAAAUUUUGGUUAAGAAGAGUUGACUUUUUAAAAGCAAGUUCAAAUGGUAAAACGGCAGACUCUGCAAUUGUAUAUUACCCCUGCAUUACAAUGUUGAUGUGCUGUAGAGCUUACCUAGAGAAUAUUCCUUAAUCUUAAACUUUGGUAAAAGUUCCCUUUUUUUUAUUUGAAGCCACUCUUUUUCAAAAAUUAGGGAAAGAAAACCCCAUACCCGGAAUUAAUACUGUCUUUUUACAAUGCCUAAUGUGGGGAAUGAAAUAUGUUUUCUUACUAGGGGUAUUGUUCAAAACUGUAGCCAGAAGUCAGGUGCCUCGCUUGGUAGGCUUAUGUCAUUAAAGAGCAUGACGCUAGUUGUUGGUACAUAUAGUGUAUACUAAUAAUUAGAAGCACUGAUAACUGAAAGGGUUGAAAAUGGUACGCAAAUCCUCAGGCACCAUACAGCUGGUAUUCCUCUCCAUUAUAUAUUGUACGAGUACUGAGUAAGGGUUGCCUCACCUUUUUGACAUCUGACCUUUUCAAAGUACUAGUCCAGUUUGUAUAACAAACUAGACCCUGCUGUCAGUUUUGAUGUUCAUUACUGUGUACUGAAAUCUAUUUUUGGUUAGUCUUAAUGUACAUGUCACAAAAUUAUAUAGCUAACUUUUGGCAAAAUGUAGUUGGUAUCCAUGAAUGGAUGCGGUGCCCAGUAAUCAGAAGGAAAAAAUAUGCUGCAGAGUUUAAAAAGCACAGAUGACUUCCUGAAUCUAGAAAAGCAAGGUUUUCAAGAGUACAGUUAACCAGUUGCUGCUAAACAUAUUUUAACUUUUAAAACAUGACCACUUUUCUAGACCACAAUACUGUCUUGCCAUGUAUGUUUUGUUUGGACUCUGUAAAUUAACCAUGCAAUAGGUACUGCCUUUGAAGGGGUGGGGUGGGGGAGCUUUACAUCUUCUUAUUUUUUAAAGAAAUGAAACUUGGGUGAUAGUUUAAAAGAUGAAUUGUGAAAAAAAAGGUUAACAAAUGUUACAUUCUUUAUAUAUUCGAUCCUGAGGCUGCCAUGGUACAAUAUACAGCACUGAUUUUACAAAUGCUGAAUUAAAUAAGCAAAUGGGUAACCUCAACUCUACCGGUACAAAUACUAACAGGUACAGCAUAAUAAAAUAUGCAAUCUUUUUUGUCUUGGUUUACAGCAACUAAUUUAUUCAGUAUUGUGCUGGAAGACCAUUUUCCAACUAUGUCAAACAUAUCACUACGUGGACAAACCUUCCAGCCACCCAUUUAUGCUGCUGUAUAGUACAGAAAAACCAAUGAUGGAACAAUGUUUGUCCUGUAAAUUUAAUUUGAUAUUGGACAGUUCUUGUCUGUACAAACUAAAACAUAUAUGGUUGAAACUGUUCAUUAUAUUUGCGAUUUCUGCUUCACUGAUCUGUUUAAAAGUUUGAGCUGAUUGAUUCGGCUGUGUCUUCCAUUGUAAAUAUUGUUACAUUGUUUUUCAUGGUAAAAAUGCAGCACAUUUGCAGUUUUGGGAGACUGGCUUGAAGCUCUGUAUAGUGUUUAUAUUUAUCUGAAUUGGCUUUCCAUAGAGCUACUUGCAGUAAAUGUGUUCAUGGUA